AUGUCAGCCAACUUAUUCCUUCUCACCUACCCGACACGAGCCUCACGCAUCAACGGCACACGCACCCACUGGGCGCUUUUCAUUCCAUCUUCCACAACUCAAACAGUAGGGACUCUCAUUCAGGUCCUCGGCACACCUUUCACUGGAUACGGUCUCGAGUUCAAGCGGAAUUACAACACCUCAACCAUCUCGGAAAGAUUCACGCAGCAUCUUCUCGGAGAAAUAGAUGUUGAAUUCGCACCGCACGAGGAAGACGUUGGAACGGCUAGCACUAGUAUCGACGUCAACCCACGCAACGAAAUUGAGAAGGUCGCCAAAAGAGUUGAAGUACCGGGAGUGAGCAAGGAGCCUUUGAAUCCAAAUGUAGGAAGGAGGUGUCAGGAAUGGACAAGAGAAGUGGUUGAAGUUUUGAUCACCAAGGGCAUUCUCCGUGACGAUUCUUGGCAGGUGCUAGAUUCUGUCAAGUCAUUGGAAAUUCCUUCAGCAGGUGCCGUAGCCACAUCUUCGGGAUAA
Messenger RNA from Glarea lozoyensis ATCC 20868, 513 nucleotides. RefSeq lists its product as uncharacterized. Lineage: Eukaryota; Fungi; Ascomycota; Leotiomycetes; Helotiales; Helotiaceae. The record is from RefSeq and is a predicted model, not a curated record. The transcript has 2 exons. Bases 1 to 513 code for a protein of 170 amino acids.